UCAGGCCAAAGUCUGUAGCAAGCAAUAGUCAUAUUGGCAUUUGCAUUCGCACGGUGUCUCGCGCAUUUACUGUAACUCCUUAUUCCGACGGUCCGAUCAUGAACUAAAUAUUGUACAUCGGAUACGGUUUAUUUAACUGGCGUAGCUCUCUCUAAGUGUUUAAUGAGAAUAUGUAAUGUGUGUAAAUAUAUGAGAAGUUCACAAAUGUUAAUUUACACGAAUUAUAACUUUCGCAACCAAGAAAAUAGUGAAAUGUGCCAACCGAAUCAGUGUACGUGUGCCCGGGAUGGUUUAAAGCAAAGUUAACAACGUGUGUUAAUAUCGGGUUCUUGUAUGAUAAGUAAAGCAGGAAAGUGCAAAAAGAACAAGUGAACUAAAACAAAGCCGUUGCUCACAUAACAAAAAAACGACGGUUCAACAAAAACCAAUGCCUUUUUAGCAUAUUAUACUACAUACAAUACACACACAAUAUGUGUGGUACUUGCAUAUGUAGCCCUUAAAUAAAAAAAAUCAUCGCCAUCUGUAUGAAUUUCGCUAAGGCUGGCUCGAUCCUGUGGAGGUAGCCCUGCGUGAAACAUUGCCGCCUGCAGUGAAUCCUGGCAUUUAUUUUUAAAGGUCUUUGUUGACACUCAAAUGACGAGUAGAACGCAUACUAACCCAAGUUUCUCACAAAGUGCAUGUACAUAAAUUAAUACUACACGCACAAUACCGAUUUCCAUCGUAAUCUGAAUAUCAUCAACAUCAAGAGCAACUUUUUUUGUGUUCCUUGACGGUUCGAUCCAAGAUCCAAGAUCGUUGGGAUCGCAAGCAUCUUGUUAACCACAAAAACAUAUCUUUUUAAUUAUGUUUACCCUGCAACCAACUCCGGCAGCUAUAGGAUCAGUGCCAUGGUCGGCAGGGUCACUAAUUGAACGACUGCCAACCUUGGAUGAUAUGAAUCAUAAGGACAAUGUUCUUGCUAUGAGAAAUCUGCCCUGUUUGGGCGUCGCUGGUGGGAGCGGACUGGGCGGUAUUGGCGGAAAGGCUGCUGCAACUGCUGCGAUGGAAGCCGCCGCGGAUGCGACUACAGCACCACAGCCCCCACAUUCGACAUCUUCGUAUUUUACCACCACUUACUACCACUUAACAGAUGAUGAAUGUCACAGCGGGGUAAAUCAAUUGGGUGGAGUCUUUGUUGGAGGAAGACCAUUACCUGACUCGACUCGCCAGAAAAUCGUUGAGCUUGCUCACUCCGGAGCUCGACCAUGUGAUAUUUCUCGGAUCCUUCAAGUUUCCAAUGGAUGUGUUAGUAAAAUUUUAGGCAGAUAUUACGAAACAGGAAGUAUUCGACCACGUGCGAUUGGAGGCUCUAAGCCACGAGUAGCCACCGCAGAGGUCGUUAGCAAAAUCUCGCAAUACAAACGGGAAUGCCCCAGCAUAUUUGCCUGGGAAAUCAGAGAUAGAUUAUUGCAGGAGAGCGUGUGCACAAAUGACAACAUACCAAGUGUAUCGUCAAUAAACAGAGUACUGAGGAACUUAGCAGCACAAAAGGAGCAGCAAAAUACUGGAACAAGCAGCUCCAAUCCCAAUCCCAAUCCAAACCCAAACCCAAGCCAUGCAGCAGCUAGCGGCAAUGGCAGUAGCAAUAAUGGUAAUAGUAGUAGUAAUGGUAACAGCGUAAGUGGAGCGAAUGGGGUGGGGCCGAGCUCCACAAACGAUCUGAUACAAACUGCGACACCUUUGAACUCAUCGGAGAGUGGAGGUGCCAGCAAUUCUGGCGAGGGCAGCGAGCAGGAGUCGAUUUAUGAGAAGAUACGCAUGCUGAACACUCAACAAGCCUCGACGCUGGAUUCGGCUAUAUCAACCACAGGGGCGCCUCCAGUCACUCACGGGCAGCUCAUGACGAGUGUGCCCAGCAACUUCAGUCCGCACUCCCAUUCGAGCCACCCGAUCCACACCCAUGGCCAUGGGCAUCAACAGCAGCAGAGUUGGCCCACUCGACAUUACCCCACUGGGUCCUGGUAUGCAGCUCCUCUGAAUGGCAGCGAAUUGGUUUCGUCUCCAGGUGUCAUCUCUGUGACCGGCUAUGGAAACGGUGGCCUGACCGCUGCUUCAGGUCUGGUUCCGGGACAUCCGUUGACUCCACCAAGUGAUCUCAUCAAUAUUGGGGGCCCAAGCGCUCGUUUGGGCAACUGCACCAAUUCCGCAGACGAUGUAAUGCUCAAAAAGGAGCUCGAUGGACACCAAUCAGACGAAACUGGUUCAGGCGAAGGAGAUAACUCAAAUGGUGGUGCCUCCAACAUAGGAACGAGUGAAGAUGAUCAGGCUAGAUUAAUUUUAAAAAGAAAAUUGCAAAGGAACCGAACAUCAUUUACAAAUGACCAGAUUGACAGUCUAGAAAAAGAGUUUGAAAGAACACAUUAUCCGGACGUCUUUGCCCGCGAACGAUUGGCUGGAAAGAUAGGUUUGCCCGAGGCAAGGAUUCAAGUCUGGUUUUCGAACCGACGAGCCAAGUGGCGUCGUGAAGAGAAAUUACGAAAUCAGCGGCGAACGCCAAACUCAACUGGCACAAAUGGAACAUCAUCGUCGACCUCGGCAACAACAUCUUUAACUGACAGUCCCAAUAGCCUAGGCGGUUGCUCUUCACUAUUGGCCGGCUCUGCAGGAAGUGGACUGAAUGGCUUAGCAUCGCCGAAUCCAAUAGCAACGCCAACUGGCGGGUCUGAAACUACGGAUGCACACCACACAGCCUCAGGAGGUGCUCAUAUUCGAUCUGGAACGCAUGACAUAGGCAAUGCAUGUUCACCAGGGCUAGGAAUUGCUGACCAACGGCAUCAGCACCAUCAUCACGUUCCUCCUCACACACUCGUCCCGUCCAUUUCACCGCGCCUCAACUUCAACAGUGGCUUCAGCAGUUCGAUGAGCGCAAUGUAUUCGAAUAUGCACCACAAUGCGAUAUCAAUGAGUGAAGGUUACGGAUCUGUGUCCUCGAUACCAAACUUCGGCCAUCCAACAGUGGGUUCGUUGGCACCUCCUUCGCCAGUUAUGCAACAAAGAGAUCUGACACCGCCAUCCAUGUAUCCGUGCCACAUGCCUCUGCGGCCUCCGCCAAUACCACCACAUCAGCUUGUUGGUGUGGGAAGUGCCACAAAUGACAGUGCUGGCGUCAGCAGCAGUCCACUCCAAUCCAAUCCACAUGCUGCGUCCGGAACUGUGGCCAGCAACAAUGCAACCGGAUACGAAUCUCUUUCGGCUUACAGUUUGCCGCCCCCGCCACCAGCGAGCACAGCUGCGAAUCAUAUUCCCUCUGGCCAUCAUCACAGCAUGGAGGCUCGCCAAGCUACUUGUAGUCCAAGUCUAAUGAAUAGUGGCGGCUCAGUUCAUGGGGUGGGUCAUGGUUCGGGAUUUGGGAGCGAGAGUAUUUCACCUGCUAUGCCUUCCUACGCACACAUGAGCUAUAACUAUGCUGCAGCGGCCAGUGGCGUGGCAUCCUCUGGAGGUGCCAAUCCCGCUGCUGCCAUUAAUUCGCAUGGAUCGGGAAAACAGCAGUUUUUUGCGUCUUGCUUUUACUCGCCUUGGGCUUAAGUGCAAGUACAGUGGAUUUACAGUGGAAAACUAAUUUAAAAAAAAAAAAAACAGCUUUCAUGCCUCAAAAAAGUACUCAACCGAAUCUUUCAUAUCAAGCCAGCACUUCGGAGACCCAAAAAUCGAAUUUACAUAUCUUUCAAUAAAUACUUUACAUCACUGAUUUAAGCAUGAAGGUUGUAGAAAAGUGCAUAUGUAUAUUUCCGCCCAAGGAUUCCACCAAUCAUCAGUAAUUGGUGUGAUUGAAUAAUAUAAAUUUGAGCAAAAAAAAAAAAAAUUAAAAUUAGUUUUAUUUGUAAAAUAUAACAAAGUGAAAAAACAUUUACCUCUAAGCUUUAAGGCCCUUGAACACAAAUAAAACUAGCCAUAAACUUAAUAAAAAUACUUUAGAUAUAUUCCCAUUAGUCUGGAAUUUCAUUUUAUUACGUUCCACAAAUGCAUAGAAAAGGAACACAUUAGGAAGUAUCUUAGACCCAAUACCUAUUAACUGACGAAGCCAAAAACAAUAUGAAAUUAAGUCAGAGUUACCUGGGAGCUAAUGGGAGUUAUUCAGUACCAAUUGUUCAUUUUGUUUUCUAUUGAAACAUUUUACGCAAUAAUUAAACAAUUAAAAAGGAUUUAAAGGUCGCAUGCUAAAUAUAAUGUGAAUAACAAAAACGAAGCUUUA
Drosophila virilis is the source of this 4231-nucleotide messenger RNA. RefSeq names its product eyeless (gene ey). Gene Ontology annotation, molecular function: DNA-binding transcription factor activity, RNA polymerase II-specific; RNA polymerase II cis-regulatory region sequence-specific DNA binding. NCBI's taxonomy places the organism in Eukaryota, Metazoa, Arthropoda, Insecta, Diptera, Drosophilidae. The record is from RefSeq and is a predicted model, not a curated record. Gene Ontology annotation, biological process: regulation of transcription by RNA polymerase II; anatomical structure development.